UCUUUUACGUCCUUCGAUCAGCAGCAACAGGUUCUAAGUACAAAGAAAAUUCUUCAGCAGCCAUUAUACCUUCUACGCGCGGGUCGCGAACGGUUCACGAAGUGUUCGAUAAGCUACGUUCUAUUUUGCAUAUCUUAAUAUUUGUUGACACACUUACAAGGAAAAUUUAUAUUCCAUUUCCUUAAUUUAAAAAUGCCUGCACCAGAAGCUGAUUGCCAUAAUCGUAAAGCUAAUUUUAAAUUCAAUUAUAAACAUGAGGAGGCACGUAGAAGAAGGAGUGAAAUAUCUGUGGAAUUACGUAAAGCUAGAAAAGAUGAACAGUUACUAAAACGGCGAAAUUUGAAUAUAGGAAAAGAAUCACAGAAUCCUGUGAAUGAAAGUAACCUUUCACCAAUUUCUACAUCUAUAGAAGAAAUUGUUAAUGCUAUGAAAUCUUUGGAUGAAACAGUUCAACUCCUAGCCACGCAGUCAUGUAGAAAAAUGUUAAGCCGAGAAAAAAAUCCACCUAUAGACUGUAUGAUACAACGUGGAAUUGUUCCACUGUGUGUUAAAUUUUUGGAUUAUCAUCACAAUGAUGCAUUGCAAUUUGAAGCAGCAUGGGCUCUGACAAAUGUAGCAUCUGGUACAUCAGAACAAACUCAUGUUGUUGUUAAACAUGGUGCUAUACCAAAAUUGGUUGCAUUACUUAAAUCUGCAUCAUCCAAUGUUGCUGAACAAGCAGUGUGGGCACUUGGAAACAUUGCUGGAGAUGGACCUGUAACCCGGGAUAUUGUUCUUCGAUAUGAUGCUAUGCCACUUUUACUAGAAUUAAUUAAACCUGAUACAUCUGUAACAUUUACACGUAACAUCGUAUGGACAUUGUCAAAUUUAUGCCGUAAUAAAAAUCCUCCACCUCCAUUUGAAGUUGUAAGAACUGCUCUUCCAGUGUUAAAUCGUUUACUUAGUAAUAGUGAUAAAGAUAUACUUGCUGAUGCUUGCUGGGCUCUUUCAUAUCUUACGGAUGGUUCCAAUGAUAAAAUACAAGCAGUUGUCGAGUGUGGAGUUAUACCAAAACUUGUACAAUUACUUGCUUCAAACGAAGUGACAGUCUUGACACCAGCACUUCGGGCUGUUGGAAAUAUAGUUACAGGCAAUGAUCUGCAAACUGAUGCGAUAAUAUCAGCAGGUGGCUUGCAACAUUUGGGAUUAUUGCUACAACAUCAUCGUAUUAAUAUUGUUAAAGAGGCAGCAUGGACUAUAAGUAAUAUUACCGCUGGAAACAUGGAACAAAUUCAACAAGUUAUAAAUGCUGGAUUGUUGCCACCUUUGAUACGUGUUCUACAAUCUGGCGAUCUUAAAUCUCAAAAGGAGGCAGCAUGGGCAGUAACAAACUUAACUUCAGGUGGAUCUGUGCAACAGUUAGCCCAAUUAGUACAACUGGGAGUGCUUGCACCAUUUUGUAACCUUCUAGAUGCAAAGGAUUGGAAAACAAUAAUAGUUGUUCUUGACGGUUUAACUAAUAUUUUCAAUGCAGCGGCAAAAAUGGGGGAAAUUGAACGAGUAGCUAUUAUGAUAGAAGAAAUUGGUGGUUUGGACAAACUAGAAGCCCUUCAGAAUCAUGAUGUAGAACAAGUAUAUCAAAAAGCUACUGCAAUGAUAGAUACUUUCUUUUCAGACGCGGAUGCUGAAGAAUCAACAUUGACGACACCUACUGCAACUGAUGAACCAUUGGAAUUUAAACCAAUUGAGACAGCACAAAAGCAUUUCAAUUUUUAA
Molecule: messenger RNA, 1755 nt
Organism: Eufriesea mexicana
Lineage: Eukaryota; Metazoa; Arthropoda; Insecta; Hymenoptera; Apidae
Gene: Pen
Product: karyopherin subunit alpha
Exons: 8
Coding region: 193-1755 (520 amino acids)
Biological process (GO): protein import into nucleus
Cellular component (GO): cytoplasm
Molecular function (GO): protein binding; nuclear import signal receptor activity
Source: RefSeq, a predicted model, not a curated record